Molecule: messenger RNA, 5983 nt
Organism: Lutzomyia longipalpis
Lineage: Eukaryota; Metazoa; Arthropoda; Insecta; Diptera; Psychodidae
Gene: Vmat
Product: synaptic vesicular amine transporter
Exons: 9
Coding region: 620-2197 (525 amino acids)
Biological process (GO): transmembrane transport; aminergic neurotransmitter loading into synaptic vesicle
Cellular component (GO): terminal bouton; synaptic vesicle membrane
Molecular function (GO): serotonin:sodium:chloride symporter activity
Source: RefSeq, a predicted model, not a curated record
AAGUAAUCCGUUUUCUAGAAUAAAUUGCACGGGAUAUCAUCUAUCCAUUCCCAUUUCUUCAUCUCUAAAUGUGUUGUGACACAUAUACCGCCAACUUCUUGGUGUUAACUUGGUGAUGCGAAAGAGGAACCUGUUGAAACCACCAAGCAAACACUAUCCAUUCGCCAAAGGGGUGACCUAUGGAAGUGGAGCGCGUCUCCCCAUUUGGUACAUCAUAAUUUCCCCAGGCGAAUGUCAUCAUGCGCAAGAAGCGGAGGUCUCCAACGGCGUGGUAGCUGUAGUACUGAGGGUGAUUUUUCGUAGCAGUACGAGACGAGAUCUCGUUGCCACAGGUACUACGUAGGUCAUCUGUGUGCUCGAGAUGUUAGUGAUGUGGCUCAGUUAAAUUUUUUGGGCACUUUCGGGAAUUUCAUCCGGACAUCAUCCGGGGGAUUGCUUCACUUUACACAGUGAUUCGACACAUUUCAGCACGAUUCUAUCCAUCCCGGACAGAUUUCUUUUUCUGACCACACACUUUUUGUCCGCCAAGUGAGACAAGAGUGCCACCAAAUCAAUCUCGUUAAAAUGGAUUGACACACUUUACACCAUGAAAACCCAAAAGUAAAUACUGGCCUCUGAGAUGCAGUCCACAGAUCCAGGAGGGGCCAACGCCAACCAACAAUCUGCAAACGCUCUGCCGCAUCCACAAUCAACGGCUUCGGCCGUGGGUGGUGGAGGUGGCGGAAGCAGUCCCGGUGCCAGAAAUGGAGGACUCUUUGGAACAGCAAAAACAUGGAUGGAUCGCUGGCGUGGCUCGAGGCGUCUCGUCCUCAUCAUUGUGGCGAUUGCACUCCUCCUCGACAAUAUGCUUCUUACCACAGUCGUUCCCAUCAUACCGGAAUUCCUAUAUGACAUCCGACACCCGGACGCACCUCUGGCUAGCCUGCCGAAGUUACCACCACCCACAACACCAGUACCACCAUGUGGACAGACGACGACACCCUGGGACGGUAUUCAGGAGACUACACCCGGCUUUGACAAUGCCAGCUUCUAUGCGGAGCUUGAGGAAAGACACAAAGAGCUUGUCGGAGAAACCGUUGAGGUGGGCCUAAUGUUCGCAUCGAAAGCCUUCGUACAGCUUCUUGCAAAUCCCUUUGUUGGACCACUCACACACAAAAUAGGCUACAGUAUACCAAUGUUUGCAGGAUUUGUGAUUAUGUUCAUUUCUACAAUAAUUUUCGCCUUUGGACGAUCGUACAGUGUUUUAUUUCUUGCCCGAGCCCUCCAAGGUAUCGGUUCAUCGUGCUCCUCAGUAUCAGGCAUGGGUAUGCUGGCGGAAAGAUAUACGAAUGACAAGGAACGUGGAAAUGCCAUGGGAAUAGCCCUAGGUGGUUUAGCAUUGGGCGUUCUCAUUGGUCCACCAUUUGGUGGAGUGAUGUAUGAGUUUGUCGGAAAAUCUGCGCCCUUUAUCAUUUUAGCAGCCCUUGCCCUUGGAGACGGUGUCCUUCAGCUUCUUAUGCUACAGCCCUCGAUUGUUCUCACGGAAUCUGAUCCACCUUCCCUCAAAGCACUCGUAUGCGAUCCCUACAUUAUCAUUGCAGCUGGCGCUAUUACAUUCGCCAACAUGGGUAUCGCAAUGCUGGAACCAUCCCUGCCCAUCUGGAUGAUGGAUAAUAUGGGUGCGAGUAAAUGGGAGCAAGGAGUCACAUUCUUACCAGCUUCUAUUAGUUAUUUAAUUGGGACAAAUGUAUUUGGCCCAUUAGGGCACAAAAUUGGAAGAUGGCGAGCAGCACUUCUUGGGCUUAUGAUCAUUGGACUCUGUCUCCUCUGUGUUCCCAUGGCCACAUCCAUCAACCAUUUGAUCCUGCCAAAUGCCGGCUUGGGCUUUGCAAUUGGAAUGGUGGACUCCUGCAUGAUGCCCGAAUUGGGCUAUCUUGUGGACAUCCGGCAUUCAGCUGUCUACGGAAGUGUCUAUGCCCUAGGUGAUGUGGCUUUCUGUGUAGGAUUCGCCGUUGGCCCUGCCCUCAGUGGUACUCUGGUUAACACAAUUGGUUUCGAGUGGAUGCUGGUCGGGAUGGCAGUAAUUUGCUUCGCGUACGCGCCGUUGCUCACAUUCCUGCGAGCUCCGCCGACGCGAGAAGAAAAGAAGUUACUAAUCACGGGAGAUCGUUCAUCUGUGCGGUACGUAACGUACCAAAAUGACGAUGAUGAUGAAUAGAACUUCAAGAAUCACCAACAUCUUUCUCCUCAAGACCAACAAAAUUGCUAUUUAAUAAAAUAUAAAUUGUAUGCAGCACAUGACCAAAAAAGAAUUCGACCAAGAUUAACACAGAACAAUAACAUUUUAUUCACUUGUUGAACUCCGCACCCAAAUUGAUGUUUAAGGAUGUUUUAUUCCGACAGGAAUACAUUUUUUCUGGAUAAUUUACAUAGGAGACAAAUAUAUUUAUAUAUACACUAAUGUGAAAAUGGUGAAAAUCAAUAAAUAGAAAACAAAUAGUGAAAGCAUAUAGAGAUAUUCUUAUCUAACAAAAGAAAAACCUAAACCUGGUAAGCGCCUGCCGAUUGUACUAUGUAUGCAAAUAUCAAACUUCAAGGUAAAAUAACUUUCCUUUUUUUCCAUAAUAUACUUGUGGCCUAUUUAAGAAGCCAGCAAAAUAAAUAAAAAUCUAGAAAAUUUCCUUAUUUAAUAAAGAAAAAUCUAUAUAAUUCAAAAAACAAAAUAUUUAAAUAUUUACUCCCUGCAUCUAAGCAAAGUCAAUCAUUUCGGGGGUAGAAUAAUCACUUUAGAGAACCUUUAAAAAUGCUCUUUUUUGUUAUAAAAAAAUCUAUACACAACAGAUGCCCUAAUAGAACAUUCCUGCCUCAAUCUCUUGUACUCCACAAGGGUAAGAUUUUCAUAAAAUAGUGGAUUAGGAUUAAUUUAUCGUGGCAAUUUGUUGCAUCGACAACUCAUUACUUUAACUCUCAAAUGGUUCUUUUAUCCCCGAAAUGGCGCAAUUUGUUGCUAUGGACUUUUUUCCACAAAAAGGAAAGAUAUGUAGCGAAGAAAAGAAAAGUCAACCGACAUGCCAUAGCAAUAAAAUUUGCAUUCAAUUAGGAAGUAUCUUAAAGAAGAAAAAACUUUCAAGAAUCCACUAUUUGAAAAAAAUAUUCUAUAUUUAAUGUUGAAAAAAAAAUCAUGAAAAAAAGAUUAUCAAAAAAAGGAGCUUAAAUGGAAAAUGCCGUUGUAUUGGAUAUGCUUUCUUGUAGAUGUGUAAAGACAAAAAAAAAACAAUGAAGUAAUAAGAAAAUGAAGAGAAUCUGACCUUAUAUGGGAAUUUUAAGAAAAAAAAAUAACUAAUACUAAAACAAAAUAAAUAAAAAUUACAUAUAAAUAACAAAAAAAGAGAGAAAUACUCAAUGUCUUGUUAAAAUUUUAACAUAAAGGAAAUUCUGUGUAGAACUUGAGUAAGUAAUAUUGAAUAAGAAUUUAAUUUAGUUAAAAAAAAAUCAUUUUUUGUUCGUGUUCUCACACGCAAAUUGACUAAUUUUAAAUAGAAGGAAUGGGAAUUUGAAUGGCUGCAAAUUUUCAUAAAUUUCUCGAAAUCGGGGCAAAAGAAUAAAAGUUAAUAUUCAACAAAGAAAAAUAAAUAAAACAAUGAAUUUCGAGAAAUUUUCUGUCUAAGAUUACUCAAUUUCAAAAUGAUGAUAAAAAAUGUCUUAUUUCGAAGAUUGCUCAUCAACUCGAAUGACUUCUUCAAAGGCCAUCUAAUACAUAUUUCACAUAAAAAAAUAACAAGAAUAUCUAAAAGAUAUUACUUUUGUGUAAAAAAAACUCAUACUUAAUAUUGAAAGUGUUUUUGACCAAAAAAAAUAUUUAGAUAAAAAAGAUGAUAUAUAUUGCAAUAGAACUCUAAUCUUAUAUACAAAUGUACGGGUUUUUUGGUAGACUUAUUAUGACAUUGUCCUGAUUCCAAAAUAUUAUACAAAACUAUUUUAUUGAAAAAUAUUUAUCUUACAAAAAAGUGGAUAAUACUUACAAAUAUUGUAUACUCAAUGUCUACAGAAAAAAAUUGUUCUUAACUGUAAAAGUGAAUAUUUUGUGUUUUAGUGAUAUUUAAGAAUAAUAUUCAAAAGAAAAAAAAAGAAAAACCUUUGUGAGCGAACUUUUUGGAAGGAUAUACUGCUACAUAUUAGGCUAUCAAAAGGACACAAUGUAAAACCCCCAGAACUUUAAUAUUGUUGUAAAGAAAAUGAUAUACAAAUGGGAUUGAGCUCCAAAUAUGGCAAACUUAUACACAAAAGAAGAAAAAAAAACUUUUAAAAUAUCUACAAUACUAACUAAUAUUGCUUAAAGCCAUUUUGCUGAAGUAUCGCAUUAAUAGCUUUAAUUUGUGUGUACUUAUUGAUAGUAGGAUGAUAAAAUCAAAAUGAAAAAAAAGAAAAUAACAAUAUUAACGGCAACAAUAACAUACUAAUAAACAAUAAAUGUUUUGAAAAUUUAUUUAUUCUAAUAUUUAUGUAGAUGAGAUAGAGAAAGAAAGUAAAUGUAGAUCAAACCAAAAAAAAGUGUAUGAUAUGACGGUAAUGUAUUUAUAGUAAUAAAUAUAUUUAAUGAAAAAUAUUUGCUGAGAAAAAUGUUCCCAAAACGAUUGCAGAAGAGAGUUGCUAAGACAUCGAUUUAAAGUGUUACUAAAUACCAAAACCAAAAUAAGAAUACAUAAAAAUCAGAUAUGUUUUGAAUGCUUCAUUAUUAUGUUGUUUAUUCAACUUUUAUUUGCUCACAUAAUUAUGGUCAUUGAGAAUUGCUGACUCAAUCAAAAAAUGAUGAUGAUUAUAUAACAACAUAAAUUGCGUUGUACAGAGGAUCACAAUCAAGCAUAAAUUUAUCAUAUAUAACUUUAUUGAAUCAAAAAAAAUCCAAGAAUGAUUGUAAAUUAAUCAGGAUUGAGGUCUAAAAAACCAAAAAAAAUGAAUGGCUAAACAUAUUUAAACAAUGCAUGACCAAUUGAUCUUAUUCGUAAAAUAAAUGUUGCAUCUAAUUUUAUAAAAGAACAGAGUAAAAAAAAAUACUUUCCAAUUUUUAAUUUUAUUAUCAUGAAAAAGGAAUUUGGGACAUUUCGUUCCGUCUUUAUUGUGAACUAGACAAUACAAUUUAUAAUCAGAACCAAAACAUUUUUAAUUCAUAUUUAAAAAAAAACUAAAUACAUUUUUUGCUGAGAAUGGAAAACAUAACGUAAAUUGAGAGUAUAGAAAAAAACAGAGUUGAUAUUUAUAUUAGAAGCAUAAACAUAAGAUUAACCCAUAAUACUUAAUGCUCUUCUUGAGAUUAUUGCAUUUAAAUUUAAAACAAAAAAUAGUAGUGAAAAAUAGUUGCGAAAGAUUUGAACAUUUUGUUCAUAAGUUAGGCUGGUUCGGGGUCAAAACAAUGGAAUUAUUAUUUAAGUGAUGAAAUGCAAGUUAAGAAGAAAAAAACAAAUAUCUAUAUAGCUCGAGUAUUUAGUACGCUUAUUAAUAAAACUUGCAGUUAUUGAAAAAUUUUUCCAAAGAAAUAUUUGUUGAAAUAUUAUAUAAAUGUGUGUUUAGCUAAAUAGUACUGGCGAGGAAGAAAAAAAAUCAAGUAAAGAGGAAAGUGAGGAAACCAGUAGAUUGAAUCUUAAAAGUAAAUGUUUAGAAGCUUCUUAAUGACUAAAGAAAAAUAAUAAAAAUGCCAAAAAAUAAAGCGUAGUGAUGUUAUAAAAAAUAUAUAUAGGAUAUUUGUCUAUAAAGCAAAACUUACGAAUAUUAAAAAAAAAAACUAAGGAUGAUCAAAUUAAAAUCUUAUGAAUGAAAUCUUCAUACAAAUCUUGACAAAUUCAGUGUUUUCUGUGACCAAAUCUAACGUUUCUAAUAUUCUAAUAAUAAUAAUAAUAAUAAUAAUAAAUAGUAAACAAUGUGAAAGUAUAUUCAUAUAUUGUAAUAGCAAUGUGUAUGUACAAUUUUAAAGAGGAGCACAAAUAAAGUUGUUGGUGAAAACGUAAAA